Messenger RNA from Gracilinanus agilis (Agile Gracile Mouse Opossum), 1002 nucleotides. Its product is annotated as glyceraldehyde-3-phosphate dehydrogenase-like. Gene Ontology annotation, molecular function: NAD binding; NADP binding; oxidoreductase activity, acting on the aldehyde or oxo group of donors, NAD or NADP as acceptor. The transcript has a single exon. Gene Ontology annotation, biological process: glucose metabolic process. Bases 1 to 1002 code for a protein of 333 amino acids. NCBI's taxonomy places the organism in Eukaryota, Metazoa, Chordata, Mammalia, Didelphimorphia, Didelphidae. The record is from RefSeq and is a predicted model, not a curated record.
AUGGUAAAGGUGGGAAUCAAUGGAUUUGGCCGUAUUGGACGCCUAGUGACCAGGGCUGCAAUCAACUCAGGGAAAGUGGACAUUGUAGCCAUUAAUGACCCCUUCCUUGAUGUCGAAUACAUGAUUUAUCUGUUCAUAUAUGAUUCCACCCAUGGCAAGUUCAAAGGCAGUGUCACGGCUAAGGAAGGAAAAAUGGUGAUCAAUGGAAAAGCCAUUACCAUCUUCCAAGAACGGGAUCCCACCAAUAUUAAGUGGAAAGAUGCUGGAGCUUUGUACGUUGUGGAGUCCACUGGUGUCUUUACCACCAUAGAAAAGGCUAGCACUCACUUGAAGGGUGGAGCCAAGAGAGUCAUUAUCUCUGCCCCUUCUGCUGAUGCCCCUAUGUUCGUGAUGGGAGUGAACCAUGAGACAUAUGAAAAUACCCUUCAGGUUGUCAGUAAUGCCUCCUGCACCACCAAUUGCUUGGCCCCCUUGGCCAAGGUCAUUCAUGAAAACUUUGGCAUCGUGGAAGGACUAAUGACCACAGUCCAUGCCACUACUGCUACCCAGAAGACAGUAGAUGGCCCUUCUGGCAAGCUGUGGCGUGAUGGGCGAGGUGCUGGCCAGAAUAUCAUCCCUGCUGCCACUGGCGCUGCUAAGGCUGUGGGCAAGGUUAUACCUGACCUGAAUGGUAAGCUCACAGGUAUGGCCUUCCGUGUACCUAUUCCUGAUGUAUCUGUUGUGGACCUCACCUGCCGCCUAGAGAAACCUGCCAAAUAUGCAGAUAUCAAGCAAGUAAUAAAGAAGGCAUCAGAAGGACCCUUGAAGGGCAUCCUGGGGUACACAGAGGACCAGGUUGUAUCUUCUGACUUCAUCACUGACACCCAUUCUUCCACGUUUGAUGCUGAGGCUGGUAUUUCCCUCAAUGACAAUUUUGUCAAGCUCAUUUCUUGGUAUGACAAUGAGUAUGGUUAUAGUAACCGUGUAGUAGACCUUAUGGAGUACAUGGCCACGAAAGAAUAA